CCACGUGACAAAAUGGCGGCCUCGAAAACUCAGCAAUAUGAUGGAGACUGAAGAGAGUAGAGAAAUAGCUGAUCCCAUUGCCCAGGUCGAAGAGGAAGAGCGGGACUGGUGUGUUCCAUGCAGUGAUGAAGAAAUUGAGGGAGACAACAAGAAAAUGUGGGAACCAGAUCCAGAACAGAUCAUUGAACUUUAUACUAAACUGUGUGAAGAUAAAGUGAUUGACUUAAGAUGGAAGAAUCCGGGCCGUAGACCACCAGAGAGUAACCAGGAGAAGACACCAGUUGAAGAGACGAUGGAAACAACCCAGGAGGAAGACAAAGAGGAAGAAGUCACAGAAUUCGACUUUGACACAAUAGAACCUGAACCAACCAUUACACCACGCAGGACACCAGGAAAUGUCAAGACUCCAAGAACCCAUCGUGUUGCGAGGAUGGAUAAGAUAUUGGAUGACAUUUUUAAACAGAAAAAGGAGAGCAUUUCAAAAUGUGAUGUAAAGAGUCCGAGGAGUCCUCAUGUUGUACCAGGUCCCUCCACUCUGGGGCCUGGUGGCGAUACUACUCCAAAAUGGCCUAUUUCUAGUGAAAUACAAACGGAUCCCUUUUCUGGUUUAUGAUAAUGAUGCAGUGGACUAAAGGAGGCAACUUUUAGUCAAACAGGUUCACCCUAGAAACACGGCGAACAUUCCAACUGUAAUUCAAUUUGGUGUAUUGUGCAGACAGAACCCAAAACUCUGUAGUUAUUCUGCUAUGUAAUGCCCCUGCUUGAAGUUGUUUUUAUGAUAGUUGUGUGGGGGUGUCUUGCGCAUUAUCUGCGUUAUUUUUACUUUGUGACGAUGUGAUUCAAAAGCAAACAAGGACUGACGACGAAUUUGAGGGCUUCUUUUUUAUAAAAUUGCACUGUAGACAGAUUGAUCAAAUAAAAUAUUUUUAUGUAUA
Molecule: messenger RNA, 935 nt
Organism: Lineus longissimus
Lineage: Eukaryota; Metazoa; Nemertea; Pilidiophora; Heteronemertea; Lineidae
Product: PAXIP1-associated glutamate-rich protein 1-like
Exons: 4
Coding region: 38-613 (191 amino acids)
Biological process (GO): positive regulation of intracellular estrogen receptor signaling pathway; positive regulation of cell cycle G1/S phase transition
Cellular component (GO): MLL3/4 complex
Molecular function (GO): nuclear estrogen receptor binding
Source: RefSeq, a predicted model, not a curated record